AACCAGUAAAUGCCAGACCACGUUCUCCCAAGGAGAGUACAACAUCGAUGAUGCACUUUAAAAGAUUGUAGCAUAUCACAGCUUCAGUUUUGAUUGACGCUUCUAAGAUGGUGUCAACUCCUGUCUCAGAGAGCAGGUGCCUUUCUAGUUCUUGCCAAGCUAGGUAGCAUUCUCUGUGACUAUUGCCUUUUUCAUGUUUUGGGAACCUGUAGGAAAGCUUCUGCCACUUCAUAAGAACAUAAGAACAUAAGAACAGCCCUGCUGGAUCAGGCCCAAGGCCCAUCUAGUCCAGUAUCCUGUUUCACACAGUAGCCCACCAGAUGCCGCUGGAAGCCACAGACAGGAGUUGAGGGCGUGCCCUCUCUCCUGCCAUUACUCCCCUGCAACUGGUUCUCAGAGGCAUCCUGCCUUUGAGGCUGGAGGUGGCCCACAGCCCUCUGACUAGUAGCCAUUGAUAGACCUCUCCCAUUAGAAUCCCAGCCUUCAGCAGAUACCAGUGCAGAUAUGAUUCAGAGGCAGAUGACGAUCAAGUCCCUCCUGAAAGCACUCCUAAGCAUGCCUUCCCACUAUCGCUCUUUGUGUAUGAGUCAUCUAAUGGGAUGGACAGCUUUCCUCUCCAACAUGCUCUUCUUCACUGAUUUUAUGGGACAGGUUGUGUUCAACGGUGAUCCUUAUGCACCUCACAACUCGACAGCUUACCUGACCUAUGAAAAGGGAGUCGUGAUUGGAUGCUGGGGAAUGUGCAUCAAUGCAAUUUCCUCCUCACUCUAUUCCUAUUUGCAGAAAGCCCUUCUACCUUACAUAGGAUUAAAAGGACUUUAUUUCAUUGGAUACCUGCUUUUUGGACUAGGCACUGGGUUUAUUGGACUCUUUCCCAGGGUGUAUUCUACACUGGCUCUUUGCUCCCUCUUUGGAGUAAUGUCCAGCACGUUAUACACGGUACCAUUCAACCUCAUUGCUGAAUAUCACAGGGAGGAAGAGAAUCAGAAUGUGGAAGAAGUUGCAGAUCACAGCCGAGGAAAGGGAAUAGACUGUGCUGCCCUCACUUGCAUGGUUCAGCUGGCCCAGAUCAUUGUUGGGGUGGGUCUGGGCUUUCUGGUCAGUGUUGCCGGCAGUGUGGUGGUGGUCGUGAUCUCUGCCUCUGCCACUGCCUUACUGGGCUGCUGCUUUGUAGCAUUCUUUGUUCGCUAUGUGGACGAGAGCAAUAAAUAGUUGGCGCUCGGGAGAAGCUGCUGCCUUUGCCCA
Messenger RNA from Hemicordylus capensis (graceful crag lizard), 1245 nucleotides. It is a transcript of the gene SLC45A2, whose product is annotated as solute carrier family 45 member 2. The record is from RefSeq and is a predicted model, not a curated record. Gene Ontology annotation, molecular function: sucrose:proton symporter activity. The transcript is spliced from 5 exons. Gene Ontology annotation, cellular component: membrane. The coding region runs from base 505 to 1212 and encodes 235 amino acids. Lineage: Eukaryota; Metazoa; Chordata; Lepidosauria; Squamata; Cordylidae.